Triplophysa rosa is the source of this 3045-nucleotide messenger RNA. Its product is annotated as cytochrome P450 2B4-like. Gene Ontology annotation, biological process: xenobiotic metabolic process. The transcript has 10 exons. The record is from RefSeq and is a predicted model, not a curated record. Bases 447 to 1952 code for a protein of 501 amino acids. NCBI's taxonomy places the organism in Eukaryota, Metazoa, Chordata, Actinopteri, Cypriniformes, Nemacheilidae. Gene Ontology annotation, molecular function: oxidoreductase activity, acting on paired donors, with incorporation or reduction of molecular oxygen, reduced flavin or flavoprotein as one donor, and incorporation of one atom of oxygen; heme binding; iron ion binding. Gene Ontology annotation, cellular component: cytoplasm; intracellular membrane-bounded organelle.
GGCAACAGAGUGCUUCCCCGAGUCUUUUGCCAAUGCACCUUAUAUACCCAGAUGAAACAAAGAGUCAUAAACUCAAUGGUCAUUGUGGAAUUUAGGAGGAGGGGAGAGGUGUGAUUAGUUUCCGGGUAUCCGCAACCCCUGGGGAGAGGGCAGGGUUUCAUUCUUCAGGAUCUAGCAAAGAAUGUGGUUUUAUUGUUUUGUGACCCAACGCCGCAAACAAACUCAGUUCUUAUCACUUUUCCCGCUUCCUUACACACUCCGCUAUUUUUUUCAUGUUCGUUUUGUAUUUUCAUUGCCAGUAUUCUUGGAACGCUGUCAUACUUCACCUUUGCUAUCAUUUUACUGUGUUUUUCACCCUUACACACAUUUUGCAUCAUGUCAUUAUUCAAGGCUUUAUAAAGCACGCUGGGUGUUUCACUCUUGUGUCUUGAAGCGAAUCUGUCACCAUGUGGACCGCUCUGAAGAGUUUAGACGCGAGCUCUGUGGGCCUGGCUUUGAUUCUGGGUUUGGUGUUUCUGGCUCUAUAUGAAAUGUUCCGGAUGAAUUCCUUCAGAGCUCAAACCCCACCCGGACCCAGACCGCUGCCUUUUGUGGGAAACCUGCCAAACGCUUUGAAGGACCCAAUAAAGUACAUUAAACUGAUGCCUCAGUAUGGAGAGAUGGCCACUGUGUACAUAGGAAGGAAACCAUCAAUAAUCUUGAAUACACUCCAGAUCACAAAGGAAGCUCUGGUCCAGAAUGCUUCGUCUUUUUCUGGAAGAACAAAUGUGCCAAUUCUAGAUUGGGUUACAGGUGGAUAUGGAAUAGUGAUGGCUCAGUUUGGUCACUCGUGGAGGCAGCAGAGAAGGUUUGCUCUCCACACGCUCAGAAACUUCGGGCUGGGGAAGAAAUCUGUGGAAGAACGUGUUAUAGAAGAAGGACGUUACCUGAUCGCUGAAAUGUGCAAAACAAAGGGAACGGCAUUUGACCCUCAGCAUGUCAUACAGAAUGCAGUUUCAAACAUUAUCUGUUCCAUCGUGUUUGGAGAUCGCUUUGAAUAUGACAACAAGCUCUUCGCAAAUCUUCUGAAAAUCCUCAAUGAGAACAUCGUGCUGGCAGGGUCACUCAUUGGACAGAUUUUUAACUUGGUGCCCUUCAUCAAACACCUCCCAGGGCCGCACCAGAAAAUACACCAGAAUGCCGAAGAGCUGAAAGGUUUUAUCAGGGAAGCUGUUGAAGAACACAGAAUAACUUUAGACCCAGAAAACCUGCGGGACUUCAUCGAUGCCUACCUGGUGGAGAUGGAGAAACAAAAGUCGCACGAAGACUCCACGUUUCAUGAGAUGAACAUGGUUAUGACUGUGAGUGAUCUCUUCUUGGCUGGAACCGACACGACGGCGACCACUAUCAGAUGGGGGCUUAUCUUCUUGACUCAACACCCAGAUAUACAAGAGCGAUGUCAAGAGGAAAUUGUUCAGGUGUUGGGUUAUGACCGUCUGCCCAGCAUGGAUGACCGCGACAAACUUCCAUACACAUACGCCACUGUUCACGAGAUUCAGCGCUGUGCUAACAUCGCACCGCUUGGUGGAGUUCACGAAACCACUCAGCCCUCAAAACUACGAGGAUACGACAUUGCAAAGGAAACUCAGAUAAUGGUGAAUUUAACAGCAAUUUUAAGCGAUAAGGACCACUGGAAAUAUGCAGACACUUUUAAUCCAGAGAAUUUCUUGGAUGAUAAUAGAUGUUUCAACAAACCAGAGUCUUUUCUACCUUUCUCCUUGGGUCCAAGGGGUUGUCCUGGUGAGACCCUAGCAAAGACCGAGCUCUUUCUCUUCAUCACUUAUCUUCUACAGCAGCUUCGUUUCUCAUGGCCGGCAGAUGCACAGAGUCCACACAUGGAUGGGAUUUUUGGUAUGGUCCGCUCUCCCCAGCCGUUCAACAUCAUCUGUUGCAGCAGAGGAGCUGAUGAGUGACCAUCAUUAUUUAAAGUCCUCCUGUGGUUAAUAAUUUUAUCCCUUUAAACCAGAGCCGAUUCUUCCUAUACGCAGUUUACACAGGUUGCAUAGGGCUGCUGCGCCAACAGGGGGCCCCCUUGAGCACCAAAUCAAAAACACUAUUGAAAACAAAACGCUAUUUUUAUAACUUGUGGAUUCAACUCUAGAGGAAUCAUUUGGUAAUUUCUUUUUUAAUACUUAAUUUAUUUAAUUAUUAUUACAUACUCGUAUAUCACGCAGUGGGCGGCAGCCAGGUAAUGACAUGCGCAUGAUGUGCGUCUUAUGAACAUGGCUUCAAAACGAAGCUAUACGUCUGGAGCUGAGAAACGGCAACAAUGCAAAGCAAAAGAACAAGAAGCCAUGUGUUUUGUACUAUUUUAAAGUCUUAUUUAGUUUUGCCAAAUUAUGCAAUGUACAGAUUUACAAAUUCAAUAUCUGUAUUUCGUUUGCCCAUGACAAUGUCAUUUUUAGUUUGUGCCAUCACAUUUGGAGAAUUAUUGAUGUGUUUUCCUAAGCGUCGUUUUCUUGAGUAAACUGUAUUUGUCAUGUUUUAUUUUUGUUAGUAAAUCACUCAUUUGAUCAGUGAAAAAAUAGCUUUUGCAUGUUUUUUGACAACUAGAUGGUUCCAGAACCACGUGUUUUGUCAAUCAGAAUUUGAAAAAAAAUAUUCUUAAUUGUUCUUACUGUCAGUUUAAUGGGUUUUUUUUGUCUUUCAGUCUUCAUUCCUUUAAGUGCGUUAAUUGAUUUAUUAUUUUUUACAGUUCACUGUUAUGUUUUUAUACGACGGGGCUGUUGAAUGCUUCAUUCUGAUUGGCUGACGAACGUUCGACGGGUGUGCAUUAUUUUUCAGUUAAACGCACACCUAUGAAGUAGUUCCAGAUUUGUCGACCGAAUUACAGUUCCAUAUCACUGCGCCCAGUUUAACUUAAAUGUAGCCUACUGUCCACCAGUGAAUACGUAUCUAACAACAGACAAAGUGACAGGCAAAUUCCAUUGUCUGAGAAGAAAUAACUAUUAUUUAUGGACAGCAUUUGAACAACAAUGGCGAGAGCACUGAACAGGACUGUUCAGA